Leptopilina boulardi is the source of this 4801-nucleotide messenger RNA. RefSeq names its product MATH and LRR domain-containing protein PFE0570w-like. Lineage: Eukaryota; Metazoa; Arthropoda; Insecta; Hymenoptera; Figitidae. Gene Ontology annotation, cellular component: endoplasmic reticulum membrane. The record is from RefSeq and is a predicted model, not a curated record. Bases 282 to 4589 code for a protein of 1435 amino acids. The transcript is spliced from 25 exons.
CAGCGUGAUGAUGAUCCUCGUGUUAGGUUGUAAUUUAUUUCUUCCUUUUCGUAAAUUUUUAUGUUUUUCUUCAUGUUAUUGUUUAUAAUUAAUAUUUUCUAGUUUUUUUUACGUUUGUUUAAUGAUUAAGUAAAGGAAAAAUUACUCGUAAUAGAGAAAUGUGUUAGUUUUUCAGUAAAAACGUGUGUGAAUUCGUUUGCCGGUUACGAAGUGUUUUUUUUUUUUGCUAUUCUCAAUCUAAGUUUAUUAUCUGAGGAUUCUUGUUUUUAUUUAUAUUUACUAUGUGUGACAAAGUGGAACAAUCUAAAUAUGAAGUGAUACAAAGAAACAUUUUUUUGAAAUGUAUUUCAACUCGAUCGUCUCGAGUUUCUUCAUCCUCUUCAAGUUCCGCGUUAGAUGAAGAGGUGUCAAUAUCAUCUGUAAUUGAAUAUUUGUACAAAAGUUUUAGUGAUAAAUUUCAUAAAGAAUUUUUUGAUGAUCUUCGUAAAUCUCUUAUAAAAGUUGCACCAAACGGCUUUGUUAAUUGGCCAUUAUUUAAAGAAGGUUCACGCCUUUGGAUUUCUAGUCUUCAAGCCUGUAAAAAGCAGGAUGGAAAUAAUAACAUUCAAAAUCACGAAAAUAAAGAAAAUAUGUAUCGUUACGUAUCCGAGUGGCACAGUGAUGAAUUAACGAGAGAUUCAAGUUCAUCUGGUGAAGAAUCAAAAAAUAGUGAAAAUAAUCAAAAGGAUAGCAAUCAAGUUUGUCAAUCUUCAUUACCCUUUAUCAAUGUUGUCAAUGUCUCGAGUUAUAGUCCAGACAGCAAUAGUACUAGAGGUUUAACAGAUAGAAGCGCAGAUUCAGAAAUUGAAAUGGGAUAUGAUGUUAAUGCAGCAAUUGAUUUGCGACUUCGAAUACGAAAAUUUGAUGAGGAAAAUGCAUCUCUUAGAGAAGAAAUUCUUCGCAUUGAGGAUGUUAAUAUUAAUCUUCACAAACAAAUAAAUUCCCUUAAUCGCAAAUUAGAAUCACUGACAGUUAAAAACAAAAAUUUACAAAAGGAAAUCGAUGAGCAAAAAGAUCUUCUCAGCGAAGCUGAGGAACGAGAAAAAUCUAGCAAGCUAGAAUUGCAAAAGACUCUUAAAGAAAAUGCAAUUUUGAAAACUAAACUAGAAUCCGUUCAAAAGCACAAUGAAAGCAUAAAUGCCUUAAAAAAUGAAGUGUCACAUAUUCUUCAGGAGAAGAAAAUAUUUAAAAAACAAUAUGAUGAAUGUGAAAAAGCAUACAACGAUAAAUGCAUCGAAUGUAGCGGAUUAAAAGACACAAUCGUCGAAUUAGAAGAUUCACACAUCAAUUGUCGAGAGAAUUAUGAAAGUUCAAUUCAAUAUCUCACAGAAAAGAAUCAAGAAUUAGUUAAUCAGAAUCUAGAGCUACAAAUGAAAAGUAAUAAUAGUGGAUCGUCACGGUUAUCAAUGACCCCACCGAUCGGUUACGUCAAUUCAUUGAUGCACAGUACUCCUUAUACAGUUACAAAAAUUUCUCCACGAAGAUCAUUAUACGCCGAACUUAAAGCUUCCGGUUUUUCGCCAGAACGUGCAAAAAACGAUUCAAAGAUCGCCGAACUGGAGGAAGAAUUAAAUUUGUGCAACGAGGAAUUAAACACUUUUUCUGAACAGAUUGAAAACUUUAUUCAAAGUUUAUCGCUAGAAGAUCAAAAGCCUUACGUUCCUACGUUAAAUUUGGAAAAUGAAAACUUCAAUGUUUCUAAGUUAUCGAUUCUUAAACAGGAAAUCGCCAUCUUAAUGAAUUUGGUAAAAGAACGUGUCAAUAGGAAAAAUGAAAAAAGAGAUUUUUGCCUACAAGUUACAAUCGAGGAUCCCAAAGUUCAUCGACAAUUUUCCGGCUCUAUUGAGAACGAAUCAUUGGCUUUGUCAGAAUCAUCGAUGACUUCGCUCUCGGCGAAUCGAGAAUCUGAAAAAGGCAGUUCAUCAGGAGCAGAAAUUUCGAAUGUUCAGGGAAAAUCCUCUCAAGUUCAAAUCGACGAGAACUCCAUUAUAAAACCAAUUGUAGAAGCCCUAGAUCAAAUUAUUCAAGAUUCGAUUGAUGACGUAUCAAAUCGUCAAGAAGAGCUCUUUACGAAAAAUCACAAACGCAGAUGCAUUUACACAAAUACAAGACCACCGACUCCAAAUCCCGAGUUAAUAAUUCCUGGCGAAUCUCUAGAAAAUGAUGAAUCUCAUCAUUUAAUGUCAAAGGGAGAUGCGCCAGAUAUUAAUUUAAUGAAAAAUUCUAAUUCAAUUGCACAAGUCACAAUGCAAUCGUCAAUAGAUUCAAAUGAGGCAAUAAAUCGUAACAAAAUAGACGAAGCUUAUUCUAUAACACCAACAUUAAAUAUAAAAUCAAUUCCAAAACGAAAACUCUCCGUUUUUCAGAGGCCAUUCGAUAUUGAAUCACUCAAGGCAAAUAAUAAUGAUGAUAAAAUGGAUAAUAAACGUUCAAUUAGUCUUUCAGCACAAAAUAAAGAAAAUAAAGAAAUAUUGACUAAUUUUGAAAAAAAUACAUAUCGAACAAUUGUUAAUAAUUCCGAAUCAUCCGAUAGUGCAUCGCCUGAUAAAAUUCUUUGUCAAGAUGAUGAUGAUGAUGAUGAUGAUAUUUCAGAGCCAAAAACAGAUAGACCAAAAAUUGAAAAUGCUAUUAUUAUUGCUCCUUCAAAAUUGAUUUUUCCACAAAAAAUAUUUUUUGAAAAUCAAACGAAAUUGAAAAUUAGCGAAAAUAACACUGAAAUUUGCACAGAAAAUAUGGAAAAUGAAGAAUUUAGAGAAGAGAGAAAAAAUAUUACAAAAGAAGAAAUUAUGGAAAGUGAGAAAUUAACAGAGGAAAAUUCGAAAUUAAAUGGUAAUCUUAGUUACAGUAAAGUUACCGUACGACGAUUUCCAAUGCCAGAAGCUUCUCCGUUUUUUCAUUUUUCGAGCAAUGAAAAAACAGAGAUUAACGAAAAUUUUGGUGUUUCGCCUUCAAUGACCGAAGUGUGUAGCGCUAUUAGCAAUAAUAGUGGCGGCGUUGAAUCGGGAAAUGAGAUUGUGAACAAAUUCACAUCGUCAGUAGUAACCGCGAUGUCAAGCGCAGAGGAUAGUUCCGACAGUGAGUGCGAUCGAAUUAAUUCGAAAGGUGAUCGACAAGUCGCUGUCAGUGAUCCUGUUGACAUUGCUAAUUACAAUACACCCUCGAAGGAUUCAAAACAAGAAAAUGAAGAAGAAAAUCGAGAGAAAGUCUGGACGCACAAACGAUCAUUGUCUGAUAGUAAAAACAACAGAAAUCAUAUCAGUGAAUGUCAUUGUCACUCUAAAGAUAUAAUAUUAUCAUCUCCACUUCAGUCUCUCGAUAAAGAGCAAAUUUAUCCGAGAGCUUUCCCAAGCUUUACAGAUGAUCAUCUUGAAAAAUCAGGCAUUGCCAACUACACAGAUCUUCAGUCUGAAUUCAGUGAGAAUUUGUCGGAAGAUGAACUUGAGAAGAAGUACACGACUUUCUCGGUGGGUCUCAGGACGGACAGGAUGACACUUUCCCGAAGGUUGACACUUUCACAGAGGCAGAGGGAUCAAUCGGAGCGGAACCUGACAGUGGAAGUGGAGAAAAUGAAUCAGGACAUACAGGAUCUCGCACCACUCUGCACCGACAGGGAGUCCCUUGAAAGAGUUGAGAGGGUCCGAUUGCAGCUCGAAAUGAUCAAUCAAUGCGCUCAUAGGGUGUCCUGCGUUGCUGAAACACUCGGUGCCGUUCAUCAGGAACGUCGAAUUUCACGAGCGGCAUUACUCGCCGAUCGUUAUCUUCAACUUCUCAAAACUAGAUGCGAAAAACUUUCCACUGAGAUCAACGAGACCAAACGAAUACUGAUGGAGAACAACAUUGUCAUCGAAGAACAUCCCAGUGAGUUGGGCGAUGAUAUUCCUCGAAUUCGGUAUCGCGCUGUGCCUACCAAUAAUCGUACGAUGAUGGCUAGAAGGAGAGCUAGCAUUGCAGCGAUAUCGAGACCUUUGGGAAGUCAACAAGACCUAAAGGAAGGAACCCGACAGAGAAAUUCCGUUUCUGGUCGCGUUACUUUAAGAAGGCCAUCACUGAAUUAUGAAACUCAAAAAUGGGAAAAUGAAAAACUUGUUCGAACAGACAGUUCGAGCAGUAUUGGUGAAUUACGUGAAAUAUUUGAGCAAGCCGAAUCGAGGCGGAAUUCCAGAGAAGAAAAUAAUAAUAAUAUUAUUCGAAAUACAACGAAUUAUUUAAUUUCAACGAGUUAUGAGAGUGCAGAGAGUGAAAUUUGGUCGCAUCCAGAGGAAGAUAUUCCCCAGGAGUCACCAUACAUUGAAAGUUUGUCCCUUCAACAUAUUCAACAAAGAAUAAACAUUUCUUUCAGGCAAAAUAAUAUUUCGAGGUUCAGAACAACAAUAAAGGAAUUAGUAUUUCAUCCAAUCUUUUGGAUUUGGAUAUCUUUUUUUUUAGGUAUUUAUGUGAAUCAUGUGUUUUCUUCAAAAUUAUGUGUGGGGACUCCUUUUAAAUGGUGGUCAAUUGAAGAAAUGCUUGAAUCAUAUAUUCAAGUAAAAAGUACAGGACAGCGACCAAUUUAAAAAGAAAAGAAUAUACGAAAUUGAAUAAUUUUUUUGUAUUUAUAUAUAUAUAUAUUUUUUAUUUAAGAGAAAUCAGAUGAUAGAAAUUAAUUUUAAUUUAUAUCAAGUUGUUCUAUUUAUCGUAUUUCUUGUCUCAAGAGAAAUGUGUGUGUGUGUGUUGUUCUUCGAUUUUUAAUAAAUCAAGUUCUACUGCAUAUUUUUCUUUUAUAGAG